Molecule: messenger RNA, 1064 nt
Organism: Carassius auratus (goldfish)
Lineage: Eukaryota; Metazoa; Chordata; Actinopteri; Cypriniformes; Cyprinidae
Product: stress-associated endoplasmic reticulum protein 1-like
Exons: 3
Coding region: 139-336 (65 amino acids)
Biological process (GO): endoplasmic reticulum unfolded protein response
Cellular component (GO): endoplasmic reticulum
Source: RefSeq, a predicted model, not a curated record
CGGUGUGGGCGGAGCUUACAUUCUGUGUACGUAGACAAAAAAAAUCGACGUAGUUCUCUCUUCAUCCUCAAUAGUUUGAGUUCGCAGUAUUUGUAACCGUCACCAGCUCACUUUUACAAACCACCAGCAUUUUUAACGAUGGUCGCCAAACAGAGGAUUCGUAUGGCCAACGAGAAACACAGCAAAAACAUCACCCAGAGAGGCAACGUCAAAGCAUCGAGAAACGUCAGUGAUGAUAAAGUCUCGGUGGGACCGUGGCUCUUGGCGCUCUUCAUCUUUGUUGUCUGCGGCUCAGCAAUAUUCCAGAUCAUUCAGAGUAUUCGAAUGGGCAUGUAAAGAGGACCAGUGAUUUAUCAAGUAUGCUCUCCUUGCCAGUUCCACAUGCUGCAACUUUAACAAGGAGCCUCUCUUGAAGGCUUUGUGCUGAUUUUAUUGGUUUAUCAUCUAUGAGGUGCAGCAAUCUUGUCAUUCCUCUCUGGUGCCUUGUUAAUGAAGAAAAAUCAAAAAGCCAUAAAAUUGCAUUGCGAUCAAUUGUAAUGUUAUUAUUGUUGUUAUUUUUUUUGUUUCAAAUUUAUCUUGAUGUUAUGUAAAAAUCGUUGUAUGUCACAAGCAGUGAUGUGAUUUGUAAUUCCUGACUUCUCGUUCAUUCCUGAAAUAAUUGUGCAGAAAUUAUUAUUUAAUGUGUUUUUGAUUGCAACCCCCCCCCCCCCCCCAACCUAACAGCCAUUUAGAAAUUUGCACAGGAUGAAGUGUUACGAAAAAGAAAGCUAGUCAGCAAAUCGAAAUCACAGAUGUAAAAAUUGUCUCUUAUCACGCAUUAUAUUGCUUUUCUUUUACUUGUUUUCUUUGUAAUUUAAUAGCUGCCUCCUUCCCUCUAGAAUAUGGAACCUGAAAAAUGUAGUUCUCUUGCACAUAUUCUUGUCGUUGUGGUACUGUUUACCAGAAUGUAGCUUAGCAAUUCAGCUUUUUUUCAGAACUGAUGAUGCUUUAUAUACUGUAUGAUAGCGUGAAGGAGUAAAGAGGAAGAGGAACAGACCUGGACUAAAAUAAAAUAUAAAAAAAAA